AUGGCCUAUCAAAGCUACAAUCGCGUCGUGGAACCCUACGACCAUUUGGGGGACGCGGGCGUUGGAACGGUAUAUCAAAGCCCAGCAUCAUAUUCGCAGCCAUGGGUACAACGCGAUGGAGACCUGAGCUCUCCCGAGAUCGAGAUGCACCAUACUUCACGGCCAGGUGCUCCAACCCAUCGCGCGAGUGGGAACUCGGAGUAUUCGACCACCUCGACCCUAUUCCCCAGCAAUGGUGAACCAAAUGGCGAACAGCAUUCAUUCCUCAAUGACCCCAUAAACAAACUCGACCAGACCUUCACUACGAAUUCAUACGUCCCGUAUAAAGACAACACAGGGAGGCAAUUGCGACACAUCUUGAUUGGAAGCUCCAGCCGGUUCCUUAUUACGGCGGCACUUUGCGCGGGGUAUUUGAUCGCAACGGUUGUGUGGAGGAAUAAGGGUGUGCAGAGCGAGGAUCAAAAGAGGUUGUACAACACGAUCAGUACGGGAAUAAGCAUUAUGCUCAGUUUGAAUAUUGCGAGUUCUUUCAAGGAUAUGGCGUUGAAUAUGCGGUGGCCAAUUCUCAGCUCCAAGAAGCGGAGUCUCGAGGAAAUUGAUCUUAUUCUCCAUGCUGAUAGUAUGACGAAGCUUGGCAAGCUGGCCUUUACCGCAAAGAGCCCUGCCGUGAUUCUCACAUGUCUCUCUUGGCUUCUUAUCAAUAUUCUUGCUCAAGCGGGGGUCGCCGUUUUGGGUCUGACAUAUAGCUGGGAUACUGACUACAGUGCGGUUCUCAAAAGCGACCAUCCAGGGGAUAUCUCCGUUCCUAAUAUGGAUCAUUUCUACCCAGGUGCCAUAAAAGGCAAUUUUAGCGAACAGGACGAAGAGUAUACGGCACAUGUAUACGGAGGGUUAGCAUGGGACUUCAAAGUCGACGACAUUGUAAACGCACCAAAAUACGGGGAGAUCUACAACAACUCCGCCGCCAAGUUUUUCCAGGACUACUCGAAAAACAGUCUUGAGUACACGUUCUUGAACUCUCCCGCAGGCACUCUAGGGGGUUUUGAUACCUUUUCCAUGUACUCCGACCGGACAAUCAACGUUACGUAUAAAUGCGACUCGCACAAAGUUAUAGCCAAUGGCAAUGGCUCAUUUAACAACAUCACCGUUGGCGACGGUAUCGGCGAAGUCUCCAUUUCCAAUUUGGUAGAAGAAUCGACCAGCUUCUUUACGAACAUGCCAAACAACGGAACGUAUUACUUUCCCAAUACAUGUGAUGAUAACAAUCGCUGCAGUAUUGUUGAGGCCUUUGAAGCCUCAAAGACUGAUCCUUGGUAUUACAAAUGCAAUAUCACAGUUGGCAAGACUACGAAUGACCCUUCGAACGAUUCCUGGGUAUCGGACGACAUGGCUUUCUUGGCAGCUAGUUCGAUUGCCCAAAUCGGCUAUACGGAUGAGAAUGGACAAGAAGUUCAAAUUUACCCCAAUGGCAGCUACGUGGGAGUUCCCUUGUAUGGCAAUACCACGAAAAUGGGCAUGACCAUGUCAACGUUUGCUAUCGGAGCAAUUGGUGGGGCCUCGAUGUACAACCCUACGAAAAUCACCAAAGGGAUAGUCCCCAGUCAAGGUUCCAAGCUGGAUGUAGGGCAUCAAUACUUCUUCUAUACUAUCAUCGGCUUGAUUAUGGGGUGCCACUUGCUAUUCUGCACGAUUGUAGCCGUCUUGGCGAACAGAGUCACGGUGGGACCUGAUGGGCAUCUUGCGAUGAGUCUGCUCUUGCGACCGAUUGCGGAUAAGCUGGAGGGUGUAAGUGGUGGGAGGAAGAACAAUGCGUAUAAGAACGCGACGAAGAGGACGAGUGCACGGUAUGAGAAGGCAGGGAAUGGGAGAUGGGUUUUGAAUACGACGUGA
Lachnellula hyalina is the source of this 1890-nucleotide messenger RNA. RefSeq lists its product as uncharacterized. The coding region runs from base 1 to 1890 and encodes 629 amino acids. NCBI's taxonomy places the organism in Eukaryota, Fungi, Ascomycota, Leotiomycetes, Helotiales, Lachnaceae. The record is from RefSeq and is a predicted model, not a curated record. The transcript is spliced from 5 exons.